GGGUAGCGGCACGUCGGGGCUCUGCCGUGGGGCCGGGCGGUGCUGCCGCCCCCGGCCCGGUUCCGGGAUGCACCCGAACGCCACGGCCACGACCGUGCCGGGGGGGACCCUGCACCCCCAGCCCAGCAGCUAUGCCAACGGCUCGAACCGCUCCGAUCUGCUCCCCAAAGGACCCGACGAGGAGGACCUGGACGUCAACACCGAUAUCUACUCCAAAGUGAUGGUCACCGUCAUCUACUUGGCUCUCUUCUUGGUGGGCACGGUGGGCAACUCCAUCACGGCGUACACGCUGGUGCGGAAGAAGUCCCUGCAGAACCUGCAGAGCACCGUGCACUACCACCUGGCCAGCCUCGCCUUCUCCGACCUCCUCAUCUUCCUUCUCUGUAUGCCCAUCGAGCUCUACAACUUCAUCUGGGUCCAUCACCCUUGGGCUUUCGGGGGCUCUGUCUGUAAGGGCUACUACUUCCUCCGGGACGCCUGCACCUACGCCACGGCUCUCAACAUCGCCAGCCUCAGCGUGGAGCGCUACAUGGCCAUCUGCCACCCCUUCAAAGCCAAAAGCAUCAUGUCCCGCAGCCGCACCAAGAAGUUCAUCAGCUGCAUUUGGAUCGCCUCCUUCCUCCUCGCCAUCCCCAUGAUCUUCACCAUGGGGGAAAUUUACGGCAAGGACCAGGAUCCCGACUCCCUCAUCUGCACCGCCAUCGUGGAUGCUUCCACGCUGAAGACCGUCAUCCAGGUCAACACUUUCAUCUCCUUCGUCUUCCCCAUGGUUGUCAUCUCUGUGCUCAACACCAUCAUUGCCAACCAGCUCCUGGUGAUGUUCAAGCAGGCAGCCCAGGACAACCAGGUCUGCACCAUUGGUGGGCAGCAGACGAUGCUCAGCAUGUCCAUGGAACCCAACCGUGUCCAAGCCCUGAAGCACGGAGUCAGGGUCCUACGUGCUGUGGUGAUUGCUUUUGUGGUCUGCUGGCUCCCUUAUCACAUCCGGAGGCUGAUGUUCUGCUAUGUCCCCUCCAGUCACUGGACAGAUUUCCUUUUCAACUUCUACCACUACUUCUACAUGCUGACAAACGUCCUCUUCUACGUCAGCUCAGCAAUCAACCCCAUCCUCUACAACCUGGUGUCUGCAAACUUCAGACAGAUCUUCCUCUCCACACUCACAAUCCUGUGCCUGCCAUGGAGGAAGAAGAAGAAACGUUUGGCUUUCACCAGGAAAUCCAACAGCAUCUCCAGCAACCACACGUUUUCCAGCCAGGUCACGAGGGAAACUACAUACUGAAGCCAAAGGAGGAAGGGGAAUGAAUUUCAUCGUGGAGUCAAAACUUGUGAGAGGCCUCAUGGUCUCCAAAUUCACAUCACACAAAUGUCUUUAGCCAAGUCAUUGUUGUGGGGGGAAAUAGGCUUCGUCCUGCUAGUAACCUUGAGGUUAUUUUCAAGCAUUGGCCUUGCCUCUUUGUGAGUGAUGUCUACACGUUUUGUAACUCCAGUCUGGUGUGAAUCCAGGCACGGUGUUAACUGGGAAGCCAAAAUGUGUUAAACUUCAGCAAAAUCCUACUGCAUCCCAUCCUUUUCUCCAUGCAGAGAUGCCACGUUCACAUCCCAGGGCUGAGAUCCCCUCUCGUGGUGGCACAGAGUCUGAUGAGGAGAAAGCAGUUCUGACCAGAAAGGGAAGGGUUUGGAGAAGGGACGUGCUCAUCUAUGGGAUGUUCAAGGAAUGAGGAGUGAAAACUCAGGGAGCCAGGUGGUUAUUUUAGAAAUGUAUCUAAAUGAUGAUUAAUGUGACCUAGGUGCUCAACAGAGCCACUCUGGCUCCUUAAAAUUAAAUAACAACAGAUGAUGCCUUACCUAGAGUGGGGUGGCUGUGGCCUGGGGGAAUGGGUCAUCUUUCACUUUAGGGCAUUUAUAGUGCCUGGCCCAGUGACCCCCCUCUCUCACUGCUAUUGCUACUGCAACACCAACAAAUAACAGAGUCUCUGGAAAAGUCAGCAAUGCAGAAAUUGUGCCCAGCUGGGGUGCUGAAAACAAACAGAAAGGGAAAAAUUUACUUUUGCCAUACAGCUAAAUCCUAUUUGUCCACCAGGGAGAACACUGAGCUGGCCUGCAGGAAGAGGUGAGAAAACCCAAGGCUCAUGAGAGCUCCAGGCUGCUGAGAUGAGAGCAACCUGUCCCAGUUCUGUGGGACCUUCAGAUUUUUCCCAUUCUUAUUCUGGUUUUACUUGUUUCCUCAGCAUUUUCAGAUGCUGGCAUCUCAUUUUGCUGGUGGGGACCUUGUGUCCCCUUUCACAUCACACUUUGUCAGGAGAGCAGGAAUUGCCUCUUUAUCACAGUGACCUACAAGUGUCACUUGGCUCAAUUUUCAGCAUUCUGGGCUUUGUCAAUCCCAUGUCACUUAUGAGCA
Messenger RNA from Calypte anna (Anna's hummingbird), 2398 nucleotides. It is a transcript of the gene NTSR1, whose product is annotated as neurotensin receptor 1. The record is from RefSeq and is a predicted model, not a curated record. The coding region runs from base 68 to 1279 and encodes 403 amino acids. Lineage: Eukaryota; Metazoa; Chordata; Aves; Apodiformes; Trochilidae. Gene Ontology annotation, biological process: neuropeptide signaling pathway. Gene Ontology annotation, molecular function: G protein-coupled neurotensin receptor activity. Gene Ontology annotation, cellular component: plasma membrane. The transcript is spliced from 4 exons.